Dermacentor andersoni is the source of this 1412-nucleotide messenger RNA. RefSeq lists its product as uncharacterized. NCBI's taxonomy places the organism in Eukaryota, Metazoa, Arthropoda, Arachnida, Ixodida, Ixodidae. Gene Ontology annotation, biological process: sensory perception of taste. The record is from RefSeq and is a predicted model, not a curated record. Gene Ontology annotation, cellular component: membrane.
AUGGUCAGCGCAAUGGCCCGACAGUUCAAGCUUUACUCCUGGCUCUGUUGGGCAUCUGGCGUGUUCUUUAUCAAAAACCUCCAGUCGGGACGCAAGGAAGACGGACUGGUAUCGUGGAAGUCGUGGUACGGCGUCUACUCAAUCGGCUGUAUCCUGAGCGUCGCCGUGAUCCAGCUGUAUUUGAUCAUCUACAAAACACUGCGCAUCUACGCCAGGGUUCUUUCAUUCACCAAGUCCGUGGUCGUGGUAGGCCCCAUGAUCGUUACCACCAAACAGAUCACAAACGUCGCAAGCGCCAUUUGCGGCUCGCGGAGAAUGCUGGAGUUCUUCACAAGGUCGGCGGAGUACGAGAAGGCAACAGCAUUCGAUUGGAAAAAGUACGGCUACAGGUGUCGACAGAGCUACGUCCUGAGGCUCAUCAUAGCGGCGGGCUUUUUUGGGAUCCUGGCGGCCAACGUCUUAAUGACCAUUCGCUUGCUACGAUUCACCGGCGACUCAUUGCGCGACUACGCUAUCCAUGCAGGCAUGAUGCUUUACACAGCUUUUUUCUUCGCCUAUGACAUACUGGACCUCGCCAUUCUGAAACCAUGCUACACCGUUCUCAUCAGCUACGUUCGUCAGGAGCAGGAUGCACUCAAUUCGAUUCUAGGAAAGGGCAUAGACAAACGACCAGCCAAGAUAACGGAUGUGUCCGUACAGUUGGAGCGAGUGCGGCUGAACCUUCUCGCCAUUGCGAAGCUCAGAAAAGUUCUCAACAUGACCUGGCACUUCUCCAUCCUGAUGUCCGCUGUUGUGCUCCUCGUUGUGUCAUGCGUAACGAUCCACACAAUUUUUGACGGAGGCCUGCCUACUGACCAGUUUAUUUUGACCAUUUCCUACUGUUGCUACAUCACCGUCGACUUUGUGGACGUGACACGGCUCAGCCAAAGGAUGGCGGAUGAGGUUCUAGCGCUCAAGAAAAACCUCGUGAACGUCUCAGGUCUCCACAACUCACCGGCGCUGUUGCAACAGGUCGCCUAUCUGCACAAGGUCAUCAAACCAGAAGAAAUGUUUCUCAGCGGUGGGAAGUUUUUCAGGCUAAACAUGCCACUACUUGUGUCGCUCGCAGGCUCGGUGAUCACGUACUCCGUCAUCCUGGUGCAAACAAGUGACAGUGUGGAAAAGUUGAAGACUGCCAGCUCAAGCCUUGGCACACCUGGAGCGCAGUGAACAGCCAGUUGUCCCACAGAAAUAACGUACUUAGUCGCAUAAUGCUGUAACAUAUUUUAGCAAAAUAUUUGUGAGAAGCUAGCUGAUGCGAUAAUUACACGUGGAAAGGCUUUCGAGAGAAUCUACUGAAAGCUAAUUAGAAAAAGUAGAGUGGGUGUUAUUCGAGGUUUUCAAGUCAGCGACUGUAAGUUUAAAAAAGAAAA